CGUUGUCGGUACCCUGUAAAGCAGAGCAGAUCAUGUGACUGAAAAGCAUGACACAUAGAUAAGGAAGCAGAGUGCAAGUGGGGCAGACUGUCAAGACAGAACUAAGGUCUUCGGGAGACUCCCAAUGCGUCAACCAUGGCCUACCAGUAUGGAAAAGUGCAGGACCCAAAUGUGCUUACUCAGACAAUAAUCUCCAACAUCCAGAAGAUAACACAACAAACAUCUGAAAUUCAGAGAAUUGUGAAUCAGUUGGGAACCCCACAAGACACAACUGAGCUCAGACAGCAGCUCCAGCAGAAACAGCAAAAUGUCAACCACCUUGCCAAAGAGACAGACCGAUGUGUGAAGGAAUUUGGCUCUUUGCCUGUCACAACUGAACAGCGCCAGAGAAAGAUCCAGAAAGAUCGCCUUAUCAACGACUUCUCCAAUGCACUGGCCAAUUUCCAAAAGGCACAGAGGCAGGCUGCUCAGAAAGAGAAGGAGUUUGUUGCCAGAGUCCGUGCCGAGUCCAGAGUGUCGGGUGGUUUUCCUGACGACAGCUUUGGAGGAAAUGGAAACCCCUUUGAAAGUGGGGGGCAGGCCCAGGUCCAGUCUCAGUCCCAGGAGGUGGCCAUCACUGAGGAAGACCUGCAGCUCAUCCAGGAGAGAGAGACUUCUAUCAGACAGCUAGAGUCUGAUAUUACAGAUAUAAAUGAAAUAUUUAAGGACUUGGGAAUGAUGGUCCAUGAGCAGGGUGAUAUGAUCGACAGUAUAGAGGCCCAUGUCGAAACUGCCGACCUUCAUGUUCAGAAUGCCACCCAGCAGUUAGCACAGGCUGCAGACUAUCAGCGCAAAUCUAGAAAGAAGAUCUGCAUUCUCAUUGUCGUUCUGGUCGUACUUGCUGUUGUCGUUGGUUUAAUCAUCUGGGCAUCAGUUAAAGGAUGAUGAUGAUGAUGCUUUUCACACACACUUUGGUCCUGGCAGUUUCAUGAUUCUUUAGGACUAAGUUUGAGUUUCAAGGCCCAUUGCUUGUAAAAUGAAGACAAAUGUGACAGCUGUUUUGUACUGUCACUUUACUAUACUGAACAAAAAUAUAAACGCAACAUGUAAAGUUUUGGUCCAAUGUUCCAUGAGCUGAAAUAAAAGAUUGCCGAAUUUUUUUCCCACAUGCACAAAAAGCUUA
Oncorhynchus tshawytscha (Chinook salmon) is the source of this 1162-nucleotide messenger RNA. RefSeq names its product syntaxin-7. Bases 136 to 924 code for a protein of 262 amino acids. Gene Ontology annotation, biological process: intracellular protein transport; vesicle-mediated transport; vesicle fusion. NCBI's taxonomy places the organism in Eukaryota, Metazoa, Chordata, Actinopteri, Salmoniformes, Salmonidae. The record is from RefSeq and is a predicted model, not a curated record. Gene Ontology annotation, molecular function: SNAP receptor activity; SNARE binding. Gene Ontology annotation, cellular component: endomembrane system; synaptic vesicle; SNARE complex. The transcript is spliced from 10 exons.